Molecule: messenger RNA, 2535 nt
Organism: Xiphias gladius (swordfish)
Lineage: Eukaryota; Metazoa; Chordata; Actinopteri; Istiophoriformes; Xiphiidae
Gene: slc2a11a
Product: solute carrier family 2 member 11a
Exons: 12
Coding region: 84-1595 (503 amino acids)
Biological process (GO): monosaccharide transmembrane transport
Cellular component (GO): membrane
Molecular function (GO): hexose transmembrane transporter activity
Source: RefSeq, a predicted model, not a curated record
AGGUGGCGCUGACCUGUGAGGCUUUCUGCGGUCGGACCUCAUCAAGUCACUUCUCAUCUCUUCGCCACCGCCGCCGAUUAACAAUGUCGCACUCCGGUGCACAGAAGGGCAGCUCUCUGACAUUGGUGCUAAUGGUUGCCUCAGCAGCCAUCGGAGGAACUCUUCAGUAUGGCUACAACCUGGCCAUAAUGAACGCCCCUACAACUUUUAUCCAAACCUUUAUCAAUGAGACAUUCCUGGAGCGCUGGGAAAUCCAGUUGGAGGACUACCAGGUGACACUGGUCUGGACAAUCAUUGUCUCCAUCUUCUCAUUGGGGGGAUUUGCAGGGGCUCUUAUAGCAGGCCCCAUGACCAUUCGCUUCGGGAGGAAGAAAUGUCUGCUGUUGAACAACAUUUUCCUCAUGACUGGUGCACUCUUAGCUGUGGCAAGUAGAGCUGCCAAAUCUUUUGAGAUGAUCAUUAUCUCACGGGUCCUGGUUGGAAUAAAUGCUGGAAUCAGCAUGAACGUGCAACCCAUGUACUUUGGAGAAAGCGCACCAAAGCACUUACGCGGGGCUAUCUCAUUGUCAUCGGCUGUUUUUACAGCAUUUGGUGUUGUGUUGGGACAGGUGGUCGGACUCAGAGAGAUUAUGGGCAGUGAGCCGUGUUGGCAGUACCUCCUUGCCAGUAACGCCAUUCCUGGCCUCAUUCAGCUGCUGACCCUGCCAUGGUUCCCAGAAAGCCCCAGAUACCUGCUCAUCGACAGGGGGGACAAGGAGGCUUGUAUUAACGCUCUGAGACGUCUGCGUGGCUGUGAGGUCCAGAGCAGCGAGUUGGAUGAGAUUCUGCAGGAACAGGCUGAAACCAAAGGCAUGAGGCCCAGCCGACCCUGGGAGCUGUUUACCGAUCGCUCUGUUCGCUGGCAGCUCAUCUCCGUCAUGAUCAUCAGCAGUGCCAUGCAGCUCUGUGGCAAUGACUCGAUUUACUUCUAUGCAUCGUAUGUGUUUAAAGAGGCUGGCAUUGCUGAUGAUAAAAUCCAGUAUGUCACCGUUGGCACUGGUACUUGUGAAUUCACCGCCUGUAUAAUGUGCAACCUGCUGAUCGAACGCAAAGGUCGGAAGUUCAUGCUGAUGGGAGGGUUCAUUCUCAUGACCGUCUGGGCUGUUGUCUUCACAAUCGCUCUGUCGUUUGAGCACUAUAUAUCGUGGAUGCCAUACCUGAGCAUGACCUGCAUCUUCACCUACAUCCUCAGCUUUGGCAUGGGACCAGCUGGAGUGACUGGUGUUCUGCCCACGGAGAUCUUCAAUCAGACCGCUCGGCCUGCAGCCUACAUGAUCGCUGGCUCCAUGAUGUGGCUCAACCUUUUCAUCACGGGAAUGAUCUUCCCAUUUCUAGUGAGCGAGCUGAGUGAGUACUGCUUUGUGCCUUUCGGAGCAGUCUGCCUGUUUUCUGCGCUCUACGUCGGCCUGUUUCUGCCUGAGACCAAGGGGAAGUCUCUGUCAGUCAUCACAAGUGAAUUUCACAAGCUCAACUUCAAAGGCCAGGACAAAAAGUGUCCAUCGCAGACUCAAGCUCAGUACCAGCUGGGUGAAGUGUGUCUUUCCACAGCCUUGUAAACAGACUUUUUCUCCUGAAACAUACAGUCCCAUCCACUGAACGCCUCACUGUGACCUGACCUGCUUGAACUGGAAGAAGUCAUGUGCAGUCUGACAGUAACGUGGGAAUGUUCACUGUCAUUUCACUGAAAGCAACUUGUAUACACAUAUAUACACCUAUAUGAUGCUGCUCUGUGUCACUGAUUAAUAUGAAACAAAAGUAAUUAAGACUACAGUAUAUUCAGCUAACUGUGGCAGAAGAGAAAUCAUCAGGUCAAUAGGAAGUGAUUCAAUAAAUUCAACUAGAAAAUGUGCUCACUAUAGCGCAGACCUCCACCAAGGCCAGUGUCAAACAACAUACAACAGACUUCAGAGGAAAAAAUUCUAACUCACAGAAAAUGAUAUGCCCCAAAUUAAAUGGGUUCUUCCCUGGCCCAUGAUCCAUCCCUCAGUGCAAAUCGGUUCAUUAGUUUCAGUUUAAGGUAAAAAAAAUAACUGGAUGGUCCGCGGGAGCACUAAUUGCCACCGUUGCUGAAGAAACCUCUGAAGACACAUCUGACAAUUAUUUAUAAAGGUGUUUUUCAGUACAGAAUGAACAUUCCAGCCUAGCACAUAAACAGCAAUGGAUUUUGUUAUGAUAUUUUACAGAUUUUCUUUUUUAAUGUGACAAAGAGAAGUCCUCACAUUACAAUCUGGUUUGGGAGGUCAAAGGUCAAAGUAAGCUGCACACUGGCCUUUCUACAGGUUACUGUGCUUUUCCUGUGUGGCCAAUGGGGGACCAUGUCAAUGAGAAUGUAUUUAGAAGGAAACAAAGACAUGCAGUCAAGUUAAUUUGCACCUUAUUACAUACAAACUGCACAUGCAGCAUUGCACACACCUACUUCACGACAAUGGUACUAUGAUGUUGAGCAUUCAUGCUUUUAGAAGACUGAAAUUAGUGACCAGCAUGAAUGGAAAAUGU